Molecule: messenger RNA, 291 nt
Organism: Acaulospora colombiana
Lineage: Eukaryota; Fungi; Glomeromycota; Glomeromycetes; Diversisporales; Acaulosporaceae
Source: the annotation of a GenBank genome assembly
AUGGGUUUUGCAGUUCGCGACACACGUGGAAAUUGCAGUUUUGAUUCGAUCAUCCCACAUUAUGCGACCGGUGUGACAGAAUUGCAUGAUGUAGUGAAAAGCACGACCAUCUCGAUUAAACAAAUAUUCGGCACCGUCACCUUCCAGGUCAGCGUCACGAAAAAUCUUGCCAAGGAAUGUUCGAGGACAACCUUUUGCUUGGGAUCUGCAGGUUCAGAGAAUUCGGCCUUCGCCAUAUUCACGCAUAAUCGCACUCUAUUUUCAGGCAAGGAUGACACUAUCGUUGCGUAA